This is a messenger RNA of Pundamilia nyererei, 11600 nucleotides long. Its product is annotated as nucleosome-remodeling factor subunit BPTF. The transcript is spliced from 36 exons. NCBI's taxonomy places the organism in Eukaryota, Metazoa, Chordata, Actinopteri, Cichliformes, Cichlidae. The record is from RefSeq and is a predicted model, not a curated record. Gene Ontology annotation, cellular component: NURF complex. Gene Ontology annotation, biological process: regulation of transcription by RNA polymerase II. The coding region runs from base 249 to 9212 and encodes 2987 amino acids. Gene Ontology annotation, molecular function: zinc ion binding; RNA polymerase II cis-regulatory region sequence-specific DNA binding.
UUUUGGGGCCUGCUGUGUUUUCAACGGAGGGAGAGUGGUGAAGAAAAAUGGCGUCUGCAGGCGACCCAGAGCGGGACACCGGCCAUUCAGUUUGAGCUUUCCGCUCACAAAUAGAGACUGGGGGUUGGUGGGGACCUAUCUGGAACCGUCGCCAGAUCUGUUGGCCUUUUCUUCCCCGUUUUUCUCCGGUGUGCGUCGCUCGUUCAAGCAGCGAGAUUGAAGCGGAACAGAAGAUACUCUCUCCCACAAUGAGAGGGAGAAGAGGAAGGCCGCCCAAACAAGCAGCAGUGAUGCGGGAAGGUUCACCCGGGCCAGUCCGUGGCUCUCGAGGCGGCAGGAGUAGAGGGAUGCGUGGACGGGGAAGGGGCAGAGGAAGGGGUCGGGGACGGGGUGCAAGUGGGGGUGUUUGUGGCACUGGCUCUGUGGAGGUAGAUACAGAAAUCUCCGGUCGAGAGAACUUUCAUUCGUCCCGGGGCCGCAGGAAAGUUGGAGCCUCCACCACCGCCGCUACCGCUGCAUCGCGGGGCAGAGGAGGCAGAGGUAGAGGCAGGGGGUCUAGAGGCGGCCGCGGCAGUAGAGGCGGAGUGAGGCGGCCUCAAACCAAGGUGGUCUACGACGACAACAGCGACGAGGAGGAUGAUAAUUUAAGCUACAGAUCAGACGAAGAUGAACUCCUGAACGACAACCCUUCGUCGGAUCUUGAAGAAGAGGAGGCCUUGGGAAACGACUCUGACUAUGUGGAGGAACUACCAGAUGAUGAUGAUGCCAGCUACUGUACCGAGAGUAGUUUUAGAAGCCACAGCACACUCGGGAGCACCCCAGGCCGGAAAAAGACUCGGACACUGCAACCACGGUCACCUAUUCAUGAGGCAAAGGACAUUCCUUCCUUGGAGCUUCCCAAGUCCUCUGAGGACCUCCUUGUUCCUACCUCACAGCUCCUCAACGUGUCUGCCGUCUACGAGGUGCUCCGCAACUUUGGCACAGUUUUACGGCUCUCUCCGUUCCGUUUUGAGGAUUUCUGUGCAGCUUUGGCCAGCCAAGAGCAAUGCACGCUGUUGGCAGAGACCCACGUCUCCUUGCUCAAAGCUAUUCUCAGAGAAGAGGACACUUCUAACACCACAUUUGGUCCCACUGACGUGAAGGACUCCGUUAACUCCACUCUGUAUUUUGUCGAUGGUAUGACUUGGCCGGAGGUGGUGCGGGCGUACUGUGAGAGUGACCCAGAGUACCGGCACAUUUUACCUUUCCAGGAAAAUGAGGAUUACCCUUACGGACCAUUGGAUAGCAAAAUUAAAGUUCUUCAGUUUUUGGUGGACCAGUUCCUGGCAACCAACAUUGCCCGAGAGGAGCUUAUGUCAGAGGGGGUGGUAGCGUACGACGACCACUGCAGGGUGUGCCAUCGCCUUGGUGACCUGCUGUGCUGUGAGACAUGUUCAGCUGUAUACCAUCUGGAGUGUGUCAAGCCGCCACUGCAGGAAGUACCAGAGGACGAGUGGCAGUGCGAGGUGUGUGUGGCACACAAGGUACCCGGUGUGGCGGACAGCAUCCCAGAAGUGCAGAAGAGCAGACCAUUUAUUCGUCAACUACCGAUUGGCUACGACCGACACCACCGUAAAUACUGGUUUUUGAAUCGCCGCGUUAUCGUUGAAGAGGAUGGUGAGCUGGAGGACAAAGCCAUCUGGUACUACAGCACCAAGGUGCAGCUAGCUGAGCUGAUAGAUAGCUUGGAUAAGGAGUAUUGGGAGGCUGACCUGUAUGCAGCCCUUCAGGAAAUAAGGGACGAAGUGCACACGCAUAUGGACAUCACCGAGGACCUAACCAACAAGGCCCGUGGCAGCAACAAAUGUUUCCUCACUGCUGCAAAUGAGGAGAUCCUGGAACGAUUGCGGGCUAAGAAGGAGGAGGAGCUGGAAGAGGUGAAGAGACGGGCUGCUGAGGAGGCCCUGAAAGCGCAGAUGGAGAAGGAGAAAAGAGAGGUGGAUGUGGAGAAGGAAGACGAAGAUGUCAAGUUGAAGGAUGAAGGACAGCAGGAGUCCAAGAUAAAGGAAGCGGCAAAGGAAGAGGGGGAGCAGCGGACAAAAGAAGAAGAAGCUACAAAGAAAAAAGUGGAUGGUGCGAAAGCUGGAGUCGGUGAAGCUCCUCCCACUGGCCAAGAAGGCAAUAGUAGCAUCUCAGAUGGAUCCCUGCUUCCAGCACCCUCUUCUCCAACGCAAACCGUCACUGCAAGCUCUAGUGUGGCCGCCGAGGCUCCGAAGCCUCCGGCCUCGACCGCAGAGGCUCUGACGGAGGCGUGUUCCCAUAUGGAGGUCUCUAACAGCAAUGAAGCAGAAAACCCGCCAUCAAAUUCUGUUCCUGUCAGUGGCGAUGGCAUCCCCAGCCUAAGCCAGCCUCCCCACCCCAUUGAGGAAAACAGUAACAGCAGUACUGGAGCUGGUGUCCCUCCGAGGUGUCCUGAACCCCCAGACUUGGCUGACAAGUCCUCCCAGUCAUCCCUGGCAAGCCUUGAUGAUGCAGGGGACGGUAAAGACUCCACCAACGGUGAGGGGACAGGUCCCGGUGCUAAGAAGUCAUCAGCAACUCGCAUGGUGACCCGGCUGAGAAACCCAGACAGCAAGCUGAGCCAGCUGAAAAACCAACAGGUCGCAGCUGCUGUUCAUGAAGCCAAUAAAGGCUUCAAGGAGGGCAGAGAGGUACUGGUAGUAAACGCACAAGGUGACAUCACUCGCGUCAGCACACGCAGCAGCAAAGAUGUGGUAAUGAAGGGGACCCUCAGCCAAUACUUCAAGCUUGGGCAGGAGGGCAAGUACCGCAUCUACCAUAACCAGUACAGCUCCAACGCCCUGGCCCUCAACAAGCACCAGCACAGAGAGGACCAUGACAAGAGGCGGCAUCUCUCCCACAAAUUCUGCAUGACACCAGCAGGAGAGUUUAAGUGGAACGGGUCCAUUUAUGGCUCCAAGGUUCUGACUAUCUCCACAUUGAGGCUCACUAUCAUUCAGCUGGAGAACAAUGUUCCAGCACCAUUCAUGCACCCGAACUGGGCGUCACACAGGACCAAUUGGAUCAAAGCAGUUCAGAUGUGCAGUAAGGCCAGAGAGUUUGCACUGGCUCUGGCCAUCCUGGAGUGUGCAAUCAAACCUGUGGCCAUGUUGCCCAUCUGGAAGGAUUCACUGGGCCAUACCAGGUUAAAUCGCAUGACAUCCAUGGAGCGUGAGGAGAAAGAAAAAGUAAAGAAAAGGGAGAAGAAGUUGGAGGAUGAGGAGACGUUGCAACAGGCCACCUGGGUCAAAUACACCUUUCCAAUAAAACAUCAGGUGUGGAAGCAGAAAGGAGAGGAGUAUCGCGUUACAGGCUACGGGGGCUGGAGCUGGAUCAGUAAAACUUAUGUGCCACGAUUUGUUCCCAGACUUCCAGGAAACACCAACGCCAACUACCGCAAAGAACUGGAAGAUGCUAAACUUGGCAAGAAGUGUGCUCUGCUGGACUUGAGUCGACGGCCUAGUGUAGUCACACCAGAAGCUCAGGGAGCUGUUGCAACAAGCAGCGAAGCAACAGAAGAAGACUCCUCUGGCUUCCCCAAGCCACUGACAGAUCAACAAACGUCAAAUGAGAAGAGGGAUGAAGAAAAGAAAGAAGAUUUGGAUGAAAAGGAGAAGGCGAAAGAGGAAUUGCCAACGAAGAUGGAAGUGGAUUCAACAGACUCGCCGUCAGAUGAAGUGCAAAGUUCCUGUAUUCAGGAAGAUAAGGAUUCCCUGAAAGAGGAGCCAACAGAAAGCCUUCAGCGACCAUUUAACUACGACGUAGUGGAUGUCAGCAAAGGCUUCCUCACCCGCAUUGCUUACAAGAAGAAGGUCAAGUCCUCCAAACUGGACAGUCUACUUGAACGCAGAGUGAAGCAGCACAUUAUCGAAGAGAGGCAAAGGGAACAGGUGUCAGCCUCCAAACCCCAGGAGCCUAAACAAGUUUCAUCCACACCAACUCCUGCUCUAAGCACUCCGGUCCGGCCACGGUCACCACUCAAGCCCCAAGCUCUCACUCAGACACAUCUCACAUUGGGUGAAGCUGUGAAAGUGGAGGAGAAACCUUCCACAACUGAAACUCCUGGGCAAGGAGAAGUUGGAGGACAAAAAGUAGAAGGGGAGAGUCGGGAUGAGCUCUCUAAAACUACAGAUAAGAUUGUCACUCCUCUUCCUUCUCCUGUUACAGACUCCACACCCAAAGACAGUAGCAGUACAGGUGAAAAUUCAAAUUCACCACAACACCAAACCCCCUCCUCGCCCCAGAAAUUGGUGGAAAAUGAAAGGACUAUGGGGCCAAAGGAAGCUAGUUCAGGGCAAGAGGCUGUUAAACUCCCCAAUGUGCAAGAAACAACAGCUAGUUCUUUAGAGCAACAAGCAGACUGUGUAGCAUCAGAUGUUACGAAGGCUGCGCUUACUGAGAAUGAAGGGUCUGAGGAACCCAAAUUAAAACUGAAUGCUGCAGUGACAUUUAGAAGUGGUCUUGACCAAAAAGACAGUCAAGACACAGCUCCUUUAAAACCGAUUCCCCAAAACACAGAAGUUUUAGGCUCAGUGCAUUUGAGCACAGAGGAAAACGGUAUGGGGCCGGAGGAUAGUCAAGACAAUAUGCAAGAUAUUGGAGAUGGUAGGACUGUAACUGGCACUCCCGAGCCACUUUCUCCUCUCCCUCAGGUAAAUGGUAAUGAUGGUUUUGGGGGUGAAAACAUGCUGGGUAACUCUGUGGUGAGCUCAAAUAAUGGCAUGCUCAACAACAGGCCUCAGCCCAAGGUGAACAGUAUUGGGAAGGAUGAAGAUGAACAACGGCUUGCUGUGUCGCUGAAAGACACCACGCAGCAAAAGCCUCUAGUGAACGGGGAUCUUGCUUCUUUAAACACUAGCACGGAGGUUAGGGUCAAAGAAAAUUGUUUAGCUUCUAAGGUAGAGGCAGAAAGCAAGAUUACAAAUUCUGACCAAGAUUACAAACCUCCACUGAAGAAAACAAAGCUGGAAAAUAACGUAGACACACCCGCAGAGCAUACUCCGAAUGUUCACAACAGCACAUCAUCUUUUGAGUGCACAGAGACCAAACCCAGUCUUGGCGUCAAGAUCAUAAGAAUGGCUCCCUCUCCUAUACCUUCAGCGGAGGAGUCGAGUCUGAGCGACGACUUUGCAGAGGAGAACGGCAGCGGUGGGGCGACAGAACCAGUCAAGACCAUCAUCACACAGGUAACCACAACCUCCACCACCACUACCACCACAGUACUUUCCACUGAGAUGAGGAUAGCCAAGGUGCCGUCGACGACAUCUGGAGAACCGGUGGUGCCUGUAGUGUCGACAACAGAGAGCAGCGCCGUGUCUACCCUCACAACCAUGACCAAAACAACUGUGACCAAAAUCUUCUCCCCGGGGCUCGAUGGCCAGUCUGAAGACAGCCAGAGUGAAAUGGUGACACAAGAGCAGAAAACAACACUUUUAGCUUCUGUGGGCGAGUCAACUACUGACGCCAGCGGUAAAACCUCAGUGUCGUCUGUUACCGUGAGCGAGGAGGACUCGUCAACAAAGGGCCGUGUGCGCCUCCUCAAGUUCUCCCGCACUAAGAAGACCCGCUCGGACACAGCUCUUCCCUCUUACUGCAAGUUUGUCACCAAGAGCAGCCAGAAGAGUAUUUUUGUACUUCCGCACGAUGACUUAAAGAUCCUGGCCAGGCGAGGCGGAUUCCGUGAGGUGCCAGUGUUUAGUUACAAUGCUAAGCCAGCACUGGAUAUCUGGCCGUAUCCUUCGCCCAGGCCUACGUUUGGCAUCACCUGGAGGUAUCGACUGCAGACAGUUAAGUCUAUGGCUGGAGUGAGCCUCAUGCUGAGGCUCCUGUGGGCCUGUCUGAGAUGGGACGACAUGGCCGUGAAACCGUCCGCUGCUGUCGGCACCACGCGUACAGCCCUAUCCCCACUCAUUGCUACAGAGACAUCAGAUACUGAAAUCACCACCACCGAGAUCAUCAAGCGCCGCGAUGUGGGACCAUACGGCAUCCGCUCAGAGUACUGCAUACGCAAAAUCAUCUGCCCCCUUGGAGUGCCAGAAACUCCAAAAGAAACCCACACCCCACAGAGGAAGGGUCUGCGAUCCAGUGCCUUGCGCCCCAAGAAGCCCGAGCCUGCCAAGCAGACUGGCCCAGUGGUGAUUGAGACCUGGGUAGCCGAGGAGGAGCUGGACCUCUGGGAGAUUAGAGCCUUCUCAGAAAGGGUGGAGAAAGAGAAAGCUCAGGCAGCUGAGCAGGCCAAGAAACGUCUUGAGCAGAAACCAGGUUCAGUCACAACCCCAGCAGGAAGUCCUGCAACACCUGCUGCCACACCCAAAGUGAUCGUUGGCUCACUGUCAGGCCAGGGCACCCCCGGCACCAAGGUGGUCCUGUCCACCAAGAUGGGGACCCCUGUCACAUUCCAGCAGAACAAAAACUUCCAGCAGUCGUUUGCUACCUGGGUGAAGCAGGGUCAAAGCACACAAGGAGCGGGCUCAGAGACCACGGUGGCCACAUCUGGUGGGCACACUUUCCAGAUUACGGGAACCUCUGUUGGUGGAAAGGUUGUGACCACCAAGCUGCCACUACCUGCCAACAGCAAGAUCGUCACAGUCAACGUGCCAACUUCGCAAGGAGGUGUGGUUCAGCAGAAAGUGCUGGGAAUCAUCCCAUCCAGCACGGCAGGAGGUGCUCAAACCUACACCACAUUCCAGCCCCGCACUACCACGCUCAACAUCAGGCCCAAUACCGCGGGCUCCCAACAACAGGUUCUGGCAGGUGGCAGUCAGAUCCGUCCAGGAAUGACAAUGAUCCGAACGCCAGUCCAGCAAACAGGACCAAUGGGAAAGACGAUACUUCGAACACCCCUCGUGGUCCAACAAGGUCAGGGUGGACAGCAGGUAGUGACACAGAUCAUUCGUGGGCAGGCAGUUUCCACGGCAAUAUCUGCCGCCAGCCCCGUCGCCACGGUCACUGGCCAGGGAGUGGCCAGUCCCAACACAGCGGGACAGGCAGCAGGCCAGACACCACCCGGCACCCCACGAGCACAGGGGCAAGGCCAGGUCAAACUGACCCUGGCACAGCUCACCCAGCUCACGCAGAAGCAGCAGGCUGGAUCUGGUGUGGAUCGGCAGGCUGGUGCCAGUGGUACUCAGCAGGCUCUCACGGUGAUGGUUCAGGGCCAGGGUCAGACCACCGGCCAGCUGCAGGUCAUACCUCACGGGGUCACUGUCAUUCCAGGACCUGGUCAGCAGCUCAUGCAAGCUGCGCUGCCCAACGGCCAGGUGCAGCGGUUCCUCUUCACACCGCUGGCUUCAGCUGCUACGCCCACGUCAAGCACAGCCACAACAGCAACCAGUCAGCCCAGCUCCACCUCAACCAAAACUCCAGCCCAACCUGCUCAGCAGGCCGCUGCCCCGAUUCAGACAGGGGCAGCCCCUCUGGCCACCGCCAGCACCCCUUCAUCGGCCAGCCCUCAGGGCCAGUUACCCCCACAGACGCAGGCCCAUAUGCCCAUACAGUCUCCUACCUCGCUGCAGGUUAAAACACAGGAAGGAACGACCCAGCUGCAACUGCAGCAGACGUCCCACGUCAUCAGUGUGUCUGGACUUCAGCAGCAGGUGUUGGCCCAGCUGCAGGCCCAGCAGGUUGGAGGCACGCUGCCACAGCAAAUCAAGCUGCAGCUUCCCAUCCAGAUACAACAGAGUGGGACCACCUCAGCUCAGGGAGGACAGAUUGGGAACGUGGUUACCAUCCAGGCCGCGUCUGUCCAAGAGCAACUGCAGAGAAUCCAGCAGCUGAGAGAGCAGCAGCAGCAGAAGAAGAAACAAGCUGCAGAAGCAAAGAGAGAGUUGGCGCUCAACGCAGCCAGCCAGAGCGACAUCAUUCAGAAACAGGUGGUCAUGAAGCAAAACGCUGUGAUCGAGCACCUGAAGCAGAAGAAAACCAUGACGCCUGCAGAGAGAGAAGAGAAUCAGAGGAUGAUCGUGUGCAACCAGGUGAUGAAGUUCAUCCUAGACCGGAUAGACAAAGAUGAGAGGCAGGCAGCCAAGAGGAGGAAGAAGGAAGAGGUUGUGGAGGCCAAGAGGAGGUUAGCCAACGCCAGUAAGCUCUCCUCGCUCCUUUACCGACACAAAGAGAGCCUCAAGAUGGAGAUUCUGAAGAAGCGGGCACUUCUUGACAAGGAGCUGCAGCUAGAAGCCCAGGAGGAGCUAAAGAGGGAUCUGCUGCGGAUGAGGAGGGAGAAGGAAAGGGCUCAAGCUGCAGCCCAACAGGCAGCCCAGGCUGCCGCCGCCGCUGCCACCCACAACCAGCAACAGCAAAAUCUGUCCCACAUCACCUCUCAGCAUCACCUUAGCACGACUGUCAGCACCACACACAAGAGGAAACGGGAAGAGGAGAGGGAGAUGACGACGUCAGCCAAGUCCAAGAAGAAGAAAAUGAUCUCUACGACGAGUACAAAAGAGAGCAAGAAGGACACAAAGCUCUACUGCAUCUGCAAGACGCCCUACGAUGAGACCAAGUUCUACAUUGGCUGCGAUCUGUGUACCAACUGGUAUCACGGAGAAUGUGUGGGCAUCACAGAAAAGGAGGCCAAGAAAAUGGACGACUACAUCUGUGUGGAGUGUAAGCGGGGCCAGGAGAGCAGCACAGAGGAGCUGUACUGCAUCUGUCAGACGCCAUAUGACGAGUCACAGUUUUACAUCGGCUGCGAUCGAUGUCAGAACUGGUACCACGGUCGCUGCGUGGGAAUCCUGCAGAGCGAGGCCAACCACAUCGACGAAUACGUGUGUCCUCAGUGUCAAUCGACAGAGGACGCCAUGACGGUCUUCACACCGCUCACCGACAAGGACUACGAUGGCCUGCGAAGAAUUCUGCGCUCCUUACAGGCACAUAAAAUGGCGUGGCCAUUCCUGGAGCCAGUGGACACGAACGACGCCCCAGACUACUACAGGGUUAUCAAGGAACCAAUGGACCUUUCCACCAUGGAGGAGAGGUUACAGAAACGCGAGUACAUCAAGCUGACGGAGUUUGUAGCAGACAUGACCAAAAUCUUCGACAACUGCCGCUACUACAACCCCAGCGACUCGCCCUUCUACCAGUGUGCCGAGGUUCUGGAGAACUUCUUUGUCCAGAAACUCAAAGGCUUCAAAGCCAGCAGGUCACAUAACAACAAGCUGCAGUCAGCUGCCUCUUAGCUCUGCUUAAAAAAACAAAACAAAAACUAAACAAACCAGGUGUCACACAGACCCGGCUUGUGGUUUCCUCUGACUGAUUAAGAAGCGUGGUCCAAGUCAGGCUGCGUCUGAACCCGACUCCUCUCUGGAGGAACGGCGCCCCCACCUCACACAACACCUCACCUGGCACCUGCAGUGCUGAGAAGAAAGAAGUGAAUUGGAAAAAGGUUCAUUUGUCAUCAAAAAUGUCAGUGUCGUCUUCAUACCAAGGGGCAGGGCAGUUGCAGACUUACUCUCUGGCAGCCUUUUACAUCCCAAUCAGCCAUCCCUGCCAGUGUAGCCCCUCCAUGAGAAGAAAGCCUGCAGAGCGCAGAUGGCGAGGCAGCAGCGCUCGUUGGAUGGUCGGUGGCAGUCUUAUCUUUAAAGCAGCAGCAGACUCUUGGAAGUUCAUUCUGUAGCUGAUGGCUGUUUGUUUGUUUGUUUGUUUGUUUGUUUGUUUGUUUGUUUUGUGUAUCCUAUAUAGCAAAGUGUCACCUUCUGUCCCCCUUUCUUAACUUCAUCCUGUCGCGUUUUCACAAUGCAAACAUCCCGCUCGAUUUUAGCCACUGCUUCAACUGGAAACUGCUGUAAAACCUGCACAGCCGAUGUCGGGAAAUGUUUCAUCUGAAGCUAAAUGUGCAAUUUGGAGUUGACGUCCCUCAUAUUCAAUAAGCGCCACCUUUGUUUUUGCCAGGAAAAAAUAAUAACCCCACAAAGAUAGGUCGGCACUGCAGACCAGCUUCAUUCAGCCAGUCCUGAAGACGCAGCAUCACCUUACAUUAGACCUAGUUAUACUGACCACAUUGUUUUCAGGUUUGUAGUGCUGCAUGAAGCAUGAAUCAGCCUCGUAUAACUCAGUGUGUCUUUCAGGGUCACAUUUCACUGUAUAUUAUCGAAGCAGCCUGCUGAUGCUGAGAUGAGCCCCCUGUAACAGAAGCUCAAUUUUGUACAAAAAAAAAAAAAUUGGACCUCAUGUGAGGGGGGGUCUUCAUUUAGUCUCAGUGCAGCAGUGCUUUCAUGUUGAUUUCCACAGGGAACACCCAAAAUAAGCUGCCCCACCCACAGCAUCCUGCCGUUCUUUUGACCUUUUUUCCAUUUAGUGUUCUUCUAAAAUGCAAGUUUAAAAAAAAGUUAGCUAGUUUUGUGCCUCCUUAAACAUGACUAGUUGAAAGAGGCAAAGGUCCACAUAUGAGGAGAGGGAGGGGGAUUUAUUUUAUUUUUUAAAAGGUCUUCAGGGAAGGUGAAACUUGUACGAGGCUUAACCGACCUACAAGUACUCCACCCUCCUCUCAUCGAACUCCGGUGUCCGUUUCUGUCGGUGGCUGAGUCUGUAAGUCUGUCUCUCCUUAUCUUUCAGCCACUUCUUCCAGCAUAAUUCACUGAAGCUGACAGGUUGGCUCACAUCUGUCUCUCAACUCUGCCUCAAAGCAUGGUUAAGUAAUUGGGUAAUGGACUUUUCCACUCACAAUCAACUCAGUUAUGUUGCGGUCCGCGGCAGCAGGGUAAACUCCGAGUGGAGUGGGGGGGACUGGGGAGUCUUUGUACCGUGGGGUUUGUAUGAAAAUUUUAUAACUGCAUUUUUGGCAUUUCUGGGAGCAUUUUUGUAAUUUGUGAUCAUCCGUUUUGUAGGAGGGGAGCCGUUAAAAGGCAAAGUUGCAGUUGUCUUUUAGUUUAUAUGUUGGAGACUGUUUAUAAUCAGGAAACGUUUCAGUUUUACUCGCAAAGUUUUUACAUUUUCGGGUGUUUUAAUUAGAGUUGAGAGAUAAAGUAGCCUCUGUCAUCUUCUGUGUGUUUGUAUGUCUUUCAUAUGUCUGUCUUUUCAAACAUGGCUCACUUUGUAAUCUGACGAUAAUGUGCUUUAUCCACUGUUUGUAAUCUCUAUUGUAUAUUAUUGCUGUCCAAAUAUGUAGAGAUGAGAGAUUUUUAGAGCAGUAGAAACUUUUAUUUUUCACUAUUUGAACCAGCAACUAAGCCCGCCUGUAUAUUUUAACUGUCUAUUUUUUUCUCUUUAAAGUGAACUCUACAUUUAGGUGAAAUUGCCCUUUAUAUUAAAAGUGCUGCAUAUUGUGAGCAUAAAGGUUUUGAACGGGGUAGAGUGACACAGUAACUCUUGUACAGAGUUUUUCUUUUUUGUAAGAAACCAACCAGUUCAGCAUAACGUCUAUAUUGACAUUGCAUUUCUUGUAUUAUUUAUUCAUAUCAAUGAAAAGUUCUCAGUUUUUUGAGUAAUGUUGGAAAAAAGAAAAAAAAAAAAAACGUAACUGCAGAUAAAAGUACUCUAUGUUUUUAACAGAUUGUGGCAACUCUGAGGAGAUUCUCUUUUGUACUUGAUAGGACAUUUCAUCCUAGAUAAUAAAGUAAUGUUUUUGA